UAUAAUUUUUUGGGGGUCUCAAAUUUUACUGUUUCAGCGAUGCUAUGUUUUAUAAAUCAAUAAAGAUUUUGCCUAUUUAAAUGAGAUACUGCUAGAACAAGGUUUGGCCACUGCUUCAAAAUUUUUCGUUAAUCGCAGCACGAACAGCUGCAUUAGCACUGGACGCCUACAGCUGGAAGGCAACGGAACUUCAACUCGACGCCACCAUAACAAAAACGUCAUUACGCUGCAGCUGCAGGUGCCGCAAGCUCCCACAAGCAACCACCAUCAACAACAAGCUACCAACCAGUAACACUGCUGCAAAGCAAUACACAAAUACUAGCUACACUUAGUACAACUCCACCAUGAGCCAGGCAUCUUCAAGUGCAUUCAAUACUAACCGCAAUAGAUAUUAUAAUCCCAUGACAAGAAUACAGUCGCUCAUACAGAAUCUGGAUGCGGAACUUAUCACGCUUUGCAAGCAGUGCUCCUUACCCAAGGACCCCGGCAGCAGCAACGGAAAUCUAGCAGCGCCAGGAAAUAUCCCAACGGCGCCCAAUAGCAUCAACAGUCUGUUGGCACGAGCACGCUCGUCAAGCAUUUCUAAUACGUCGCGCAACAUGCUGGCGCCGGAUGCACACAAACGCCAGUUGAGGAACACCUAUCGCACACGGGUAAUAGAUGCCUAUCGCAAUCGACGCAUAUUUACUGUCUACGGUAAUUACCAUACGGUACGGCGUGCGCUAAUGCGCCGCGGCUGGCUGGAGAAGUUGCCGGCAACACGGCUGGCCAAGCUGCAGACCAUGUCGGAGGAUUCACUGCUGGAGCAUGCGCGUCGCGGCAACGAUUAUGAAGCAGUUGUCAUAUCCAAAAUGAUAAACAACUUUCCCUCCUUCUUCAUCUGGCAGGGUAAGGGUCAGCGUGACAUGUUCGCCGAAGUCAAGCCCUUCCGCAAUCGCGUGCGGCGCAGUCAGUUCCUGGACUUUUCCACCAAGGUGGGCUUGGUCGGCUGUGCGGAGCAGGAGCGCUGGUUCCGCGAAGACGGCGUCUGCGGGAUGAGCUAUCCACGCUUCUAUCGCCUGGGCGCCAACAGCACGGAGGAGCGCGCCGCAUUCAUAGAGGACUAUCAUCAUACUCAAGCACGCUCGCUGCUGCGCUAUCUCAAGGAGCAUCGCCCAGGCAAUAUGAUAGAUCCAGAAAACGGAGUCAUACUCAACAGUACCUUGGACUUUGCCAUGAACAAGGUGAAGAACAUGAUACGCCAUGCUGAGCACUAUUCGCUGGAUGAUGCACGCAUCAAAAUGCCCACGCCCACCGAAAUGAUUGAGAAUCAAUCGUUUAUGACACAAUCCGCCAAGGUUCUGCAACAGAAUGCCAAGUUCCGCACAAGCGAAAAGUUGAUGGCAGAGUAUUCGCGUUUAGCAGCGCAGUAUUUGGAUAAGAUUGAAUCAUUGCGUCCAGAUUAUCGCUGGGAUGGCUGCCGCAAUCUCUGGAUUCUCAAGCCAGGAUAUCAGUCCCGCGGCAUUGGUAUUGUCAUACGCAGCACCCUCGAUGAUAUACUACAAUGGACAUCCAACAAUCAGAACCGCAAGUACAUUGUGCAGAAGUAUAUAGAGCGUCCACUAUUAAUCUAUCGCACCAAGUUUGAUAUACGACAGUACAUGUUGUUGACCAUUAGCGAUAGCCAGGUGACAAUUUGGACUUAUCGCGACUGCUAUCUGCGCUUCAGCUCGCAGGAGUUCACCAUGGAUGAUCUGCGCGAAUCCAUACACUUGACCAACAAUUCGGUGCAGAAACGUUAUAAGAAUAAACAGAAUCGCGACUCACGCUUGCCCAAGAGUAACAUGUGGUCAUUGGAGCAGUUUAGAAUGCAUCUGCGUCAUGUUGGCGCACCAGAUGGCACGUGGAAUAAGAUUUACAAGGGCUUUAAACAGAACCUGGUCGCAGUGGUGCUGGCCAGCUUGGAUGAAACGGAACUGGUGCCAAAUGCCUUUGAGCUUUAUGGCUGCGAUUUUAUGCUUGAUGAACACUACAAUCCCAUAUUGAUUGAGAUUAAUUCGACGCCCGAUUUGUCGCCCUCAACGGAUGUAACAGCGCGCAUAUGUCCAAUGGCACUCAAGGAUUGCAUACGCGUUGUCUUGGAUGUGCCCAGAAAUCCAUCGGCCCAAACGGGUCUCUUUGAGCGCGCCUUCCAGGUCAAUUACAAUGUAAGCAAAGAAGUGGAUGGCACCAAGCCUUUGGAGCUUAAUGGCACACAAAUGAAGCUCUUUGAAAAUCUGCCCAAGGUGAAACCAAAUCCACGCACUCGUCUGUUGCGCAAGAUUUUAAAUAAUGUCAAGGCGACAACAAGUCGUCGAUUUGGCAAGCAGGAGCGGACAAAGGAGACGCCAGCGAAGAAUGUUAAAAUGCUCAUGGCGAAUGUGAAGCAUAGAGUUAAAAAGGCUCGCACCAGCUCAAAUUCGCCCUCGUCUCAAGCAUCUGUAACGAAUGCAGUGAAAUCGGUGCUCAGCUCCACUGCGCGUGAGAACUUGGCGCUGCAGUAUACAGCGCCCAAAUAAUUACUUUUGUUUUCUUCUGCGGGUCGCACACAUCUAACUAUUUACGGCAGGCCAACGAAAUUCCAGUUAGUUCAUUUAAAUUCUCAAUAAUCAAAAUAUAAUUGUCAAGUGUUUCGUUCCCUGAGAGCAGCAGCAACAAAUCCCUAUGCAGAAAACUGACAAUAAUUAUCCAGCCAGAAUCCAAAUAAAGUAAUUAACAGAUUAA
Messenger RNA from Drosophila busckii, 2742 nucleotides. RefSeq names its product tubulin glycylase 3B (gene TTLL3B). NCBI's taxonomy places the organism in Eukaryota, Metazoa, Arthropoda, Insecta, Diptera, Drosophilidae. Gene Ontology annotation, biological process: cilium movement; cilium assembly; protein polyglycylation. Bases 345 to 2537 code for a protein of 730 amino acids. Gene Ontology annotation, molecular function: protein-glycine ligase activity, initiating. The transcript is spliced from 4 exons. Gene Ontology annotation, cellular component: cilium. The record is from RefSeq and is a predicted model, not a curated record.